CAAGAACUAGCUUCACAAGAAGAAAAAAUUCUUCUAUAAAUAAGCUCAACAAAGGCUAACAAAUAUCACUUGGUGUACAAAACUGCAGGUGGAAAGUAACUAACGAUGGCAUCUUUAAAUCUAAAAGAUCUACAACUAACUAUUUUCAUCAUCAUAAUGCUGGUGCAAAUACAUUUGCAUGAAGCCGCAUUGCCUGGACUACAAACAACUACUUAUGAUGGCAUACCACCCAAUUGGUUUGCCAACGUUGAUGCUGCCCCUUUUGUACGUCUGGGUUCUAAAUACUAUUAUUUCGAGACCCACAAAAAGUCCAAUUGGUAUGAAGCCGCCCACAUUUGUCGCACCAUGCAUGCCAAUUUGGUCACCUAUGAGAAUAGUGCAGAAUUUGAUACUGUUCAUGAUUACAUACGGCGUCAGCAGUUCGAUGGCAGUAACUAUUAUUGGGUGGCUUCGAAUGAUCUGGCCACAGAGGGUAAAUUCUUUUCAAUUGGCACCGGCCUGCCCAUGACAUUUGAUCGUUUCACCCAAGGUAAUCCGGAUAAUAGUUUUGGUAAUGAGAAUUGUGUGCACUCCUGGUUCCAUCAAGGACAAUAUUCAAUGAAUGAUUUGGAUUGUAAGAAGGAAUGUCAUUAUGUUUGUCAAGCGGAAAAUCCUAAAACUAUUGCAUUUACUGUUUGGUAAAUAAAUGUUGUCGGAAAUGUACUUUUAAAAUUGUAUGUAUUUACAUAUCUGUAAUCUUUUUGAAUAAAGCUAAAAAGGAGAAAAUA
Calliphora vicina (urban bluebottle blowfly) is the source of this 767-nucleotide messenger RNA. RefSeq names its product C-type lectin 37Db-like. Lineage: Eukaryota; Metazoa; Arthropoda; Insecta; Diptera; Calliphoridae. Gene Ontology annotation, molecular function: signaling receptor activity. The record is from RefSeq and is a predicted model, not a curated record. Bases 106 to 681 code for a protein of 191 amino acids. The transcript is spliced from 2 exons.